AUGAAUAAUAUUGAAAUUUUACAGAAGCUUACUGUUCUUCUCAUCUUCGCUUUAAUAGAGCAUGCAAGCGCUUGUUUUGGUGGAGGUGGAUGUGGAGGUGGAGGUCAAGUAGAAUGUUGUUGCUUAAAACUACCACCGAUUUGUCUUCCAGUACUAAAGCUGGGCGGUUGUUGUGGUGAGUGCUGUUGUUCAGGUCAAGGAGGCGGCAUAGGCGGUAUAGGUGGCGGAUAUCCUUUACCACCCAGUAAUCCAAUUGGAGCAGGAUAUGGUGUACCAAGAGCUGGCUAUCCAGUUGGAUAA
Cercopithifilaria johnstoni is the source of this 300-nucleotide messenger RNA. The record is from the annotation of a GenBank genome assembly. NCBI's taxonomy places the organism in Eukaryota, Metazoa, Nematoda, Chromadorea, Rhabditida, Onchocercidae.